This is a messenger RNA of Seminavis robusta, 606 nucleotides long. Lineage: Eukaryota; Bacillariophyta; Bacillariophyceae; Naviculales; Naviculaceae. The record is from the annotation of a GenBank genome assembly.
AUGGUUCCCGAAAUUGACUUUGUAGUCUCAGGUGUGCUGACAGCCGUCGCAGGCAAAUACUACACAAUGUGGCGUGUAGCUCCCACAUUGGAUGAUGGCAGUGCUGCAUCCGCAACUAACAAAGAGAAAAAAGAUCAACCAGAUAAUCAAACUCGUCUGGGGAAUAUGAUUGUUCCUACAAAUGCGUUUCAAAAGACUCUGUCUGAUGUUGUGACACGGCCACGUAUCCAACAAAGAUUGGGCUCCUUUAUUGCCCCCAUGCUACCCCUGUUUCGAGCCGGUAUCAUUGCCGGUACAAUCGGAUAUGGCGUUACUGCCAUUAUGAUUAGCUUGAGGACGAUCUACUUGCCCAACUAUGUUCCUGCCACUCAGAAUAUGAACGUAUUACAUGCCUGCUUGUUCACGGGAGGAUUCAUGGCCAUUGUCAGCAACGUGCGAUACCAAGUGCUGCAGGGGAUUGUGGAACCCUCCAUUGAUCGAUUGUUCCGAAACAUACCGUCACUCCGAGGUAUCCUGAUUCUUGCCUGUCGGUGGGCCAACGGAUUAUUAGGAUCCAUUUUAGCCAUCAGUGGCAUGAGAGCAUUGGGCUUGCAGCGGUUAAAAUAA